Molecule: messenger RNA, 2361 nt
Organism: Triplophysa dalaica
Lineage: Eukaryota; Metazoa; Chordata; Actinopteri; Cypriniformes; Nemacheilidae
Product: low density lipoprotein receptor adapter protein 1-B
Exons: 10
Coding region: 123-929 (268 amino acids)
Source: RefSeq, a predicted model, not a curated record
UGUCUAUAGGCAGCUCGUGUCCACUCGCUUCAUACUCGUUGCAUGCUCUACUUCUACCAUCAUCCCACAUACAGUGAUAGGCACCAAAGAAGAGCACAGCACCUGCUCAGCCACCAUCCAGCAUGGAUGCGUUAAAAUCAGCCGGGAGGGCGAUUAUCAAAAGUCCGGGAGUGCCGCGGCACACAUGGGGAACCUCAAAGCAUGAAAAGCUCCCCGAGAACUGGACGGACACCAAGGAGACGCUGCUGGAAGGAAUGGUGUUCAAUGUGAAGUAUCUGGGUAUGACUUUGGUUGGCCAGCCGAAAGGAGAAGACAUGGCAGCAGCUGCCAUCAGGAGGAUUGUUACCACGGCUCGUGCCAGUGCCAAUGCCAAGAAGUUCAGAAAGGUGACCCUAACUGUAUCUCCUAAAGGAAUCAUCAUCUCAGACACAGAAACCAAUGACCUCAUAGAGGACGUUUCCAUUUACAGAAUAUCCUACUGCACAACUGAUAAAACUCAGGAUAAAGUCUUUGCCUACGUCUCCCAAAGCCAAUUCAAUGAAACUCUGGAGUGCCAUGCCUUCCUGUGCCAAAAAAAGAAAAUAGCUCAGGCUGUGACUCUGACAGUCGCACAAGCUUUCAAAGUAGCUCUGGAUCUGUGGGAGAUAGCACAAGAAGAUAAAAGUAAGAAAACUCGCACAUGUGAUUCCUGUUCAGAACGUGAAACGCAGCCAGAAUCAGAACCAAACAGUGUUUCAGAGGAAGACAAAACUCAGGCUUUGAAGGAGCACAAAUAUCGGAAACCCUUCUUCCCUGCCUUCCUCUCACCUUCUCCACGCAGCAAUACUAGGAGACGGCCAUUCAAUCAUGACUCCUGGGACGUGGAAGAAAGCCUCGAUGAUGCAUUUUCAAGCAGUAUGGAGGUGGAGGAGAUGGACGCAAGUAAGUGAGGCUGGCGACGUCCCGUAACAGAACCGUGUCUGAAGAUGCAGCAGUGAGUCCAGCAGAAGAUUCUCUAUCGUUCAGCAACAUCAACUCCAACUGAACACACAAACACUUUCUAGCCAGUCGAUGGAAAAGUGUCCUCAGCACUUGGACUGCAUACAAUACCACUGCCUUUGCAUCUUCAUUCAAAACACUACCAAACAAUACUUCUAAAAACAAGCAGCAUACAGUUAAUGUGCAUGAUUCAACUUUUUGAGCUCUUGAAUGCCAGUGUUCAUUGAAGACAGCACAACAUGCAUAAAAUAACAUGUUGUUACAUUGUAUUCAUGCAUAUAGAUUUGUUACAUUUAUUGGAAAACUCUAAAAAUGUCAAUGCAUUGGUGCUAUCUAUGGCCAGGGAAUAAUAAAUGGACACGUUUUUGAAAGGGAGACCUAAUAUACAUUCCAGCUGUCUGCCUUUCAGCCCAGCAUUCAAAGAUGUUCAGUCCUUGUUUGAUGUAAUGCUUAUCUUCUGCUUAUCUAAACACUCAUCAUAACAAUAAACUAACAAUGUCAACAAAGCUCUCAUCUGAAAGGUAGAUUGCAUGGCUUAUCCCGGUCGAAUGCUAGGCAAGCAGACAGAUGUCUAGAAUUUUUAUGGAUUGUUGAUAUUUACACACAAUGUUUGUAUUUUAAAGCACUGAAAUCCAAUGUCAUAUAUAAAAUCUGUGGGUCAGGGGAUGUUUGCUUAUUAUUAUUUUUGGAGGACUAUUUAUAGACAGGUUUCUAACAAAAGACUUUAAAUUAUUAUUUUUAUGUAUAUUUACUGUAUCUACAGUGUUUUAUCCUGUGUAAUUGUUGGUCUUGUCUUUUUAAUCUAGUGAAAUGAUUUGACUUUUAAACUUUGAAAUACAUGUAUAUGCAACUUUAUAUACUUAGGCAACUGAAGAUUUUUGUCAUACAUAAAACAUAUCAAAUGAGAUCAAAAUCAUAAUUUGGCUUUUUUAAACAUGAAAUAAAUGGUUACAAUCUAAACUAGAUUUCAAAUGUACAAACAGACAAAUAGAAAGCCAGUGAUGAUGGCAGAUUUGCUUAAAAACAGAAUUAAACCAAGAUCUAUGCAUAUGUUGGUAAUCCAGAGAAAAGUUUAUAAGAAUGGAUCAUGGUGACAAAAACAACACAAUUAUAAGAUGUGGAGGAGUUGUGUUACAGUAAAUUGUUUCAUUUCUUUAGUUUUCAUCUGUCACGCAUUCUUGUUUUACACCUCAGCUGAUGAUGAAAAGUGCUGACAACACCAAAGUCAAGGGUUUAAUUCCCUGGGAUACACAUUGAUCAAACUUAACAAUAACAUUACUGAUAAAAUGUGUACCUUCAUCCUCUGUCAAUUAGCCAAAUGCAUAUAUGUCUAUGUCGACCAAAUAAAAGUUGACCAAUUUUAUUUGGCCCUCUGAAAUGUAA